CUGAAUGGUCGUUUGCUAAACCGUUAGGAGGAGGAAGCGACAAAGACAAUCAAUCCCUCCAACUCCAUCUGCAACUGCAAGUAUCAGCAAAAAUCUUCAUCGAUUGAAAAUUUAUCGAACUUCAUAGCAAAAGAAAGUUCAAAUUAAUGCUUGUUCCUGCAAAUUCAUGCCAUUUAUGGCCCUCAACACCGCCGACCCUUCUUCUCCUCCGCCAUUGCGAGACUCAGAACGACGUGAAUCAAGUCCACGCCAGAAUCAUCAAAACCGGCUACUUAAAAAAUUCGUCACUCACAACAAAAAUCAUUCUCAAUUCCAUUUCUUCCCCCCACAAACCGCUCGUGGAAUUCGCUCGUUACGUCUUCUUCACUCGCUAUGCUGUUCAAAGAAUUCGUCGGAGUCACCUCGAUGACGAUCCGUUUCUCUGGAAUGCUGUGAUUAAAUCGUAUUCGCAUGGGAAUGACCCUGUUCGAGCUCUGGUAUUGUUUUGUAUGAUGCUUGAGAAUGGAUUUUGUGUUGAUAAGUUUUCGUUUUCUUUGAUUCUGAAAGCAUGUGCUCGUGUGUGUUUGGUGGAGGAAGGGAAACAGAUUCAUGGGUUGUUGAUGAAGUUAGAAAUUGGGUCGAAUUUGUUUCUGCUUAAUUGUUUGAUUGCUAUGUAUUUACGAUGUGGGGAUAUUGAGUUUGCACGGCAGGUGUUCGACACAAUGCCAGUACAGGAUUCUGUUUCGUAUAAUUCGAUGAUUGAUGGUUAUGUGAAAUCUGGGACGAUUGAUUUGGCUCGUGAAUUGUUUGAUUCCAUGCCACUAGGAGAUAAGAAUUUAAUCUCUUGGAACUCAAUGCUUGGUGGGUUUGCACAAACAAAAGAUGGUAUAGGUUUAGCAUUGGAACUGUUUGAGAAAAUGCCUGAGAGAGAUUUGGUUUCUUGGAACACCAUAAUUGGCGGUUUUGCCAAAUGUGGGCGCAUAGAAUUUGCUCAUAGUUUGUUCAAUAGGAUGCCGAAAAGAGAUGUCAUUAGUUGGUCCAAUAUGAUCGAUGGUUAUGCAAAAUUGGGCGACAUUAAGGUUGCAAGGACCCUGUUUGAUGAAAUGCCUGACAAAGAUGUGGUUGCUUUUAAUACCAUGAUGGCCGGCUAUGCUCAGAAUGGUUAUUACACAGAAGCAUUAGAAAUCUUUCAUAAGAUGCAAAGACAAAGCAACUUAUCUCCCGAUGAAACAACGCUAGUGGUCGCGCUUUCAGCCAUUUCUCAGUUAGGACACAUUGAGAAGGCUGCAAGUAUGCAUAACUAUUUUGUAGAAAAUGGCAUUUCUGUGACGGGAAAGGUUGCUGUUGCCCUUAUUGACAUGUAUUCUAAAUGUGGCAGCAUUGAAAACGCCAAAUUGAUAUUUGAUGGUGUUGAUCAAAAGGGUAUCGACCAUUGGAAUGCUAUGAUUAGUGGAAUGGCGAGAAACGGUUUGGGAAAAUUGGCUUUUGAGAUGCUUGUGGAGAUGCAUAGGCUUCCGGUGAAACCAGACGGCAUCACUUUCAUCGGCGUGCUGAAUGCUUGUGCACAUGCUGGACUGGUUAAAGAAGGGUUGAUUUGUUUUGAGUUGAUGAGAAAAGUUCACAAGUUAGAGCCAAAGCUACAACAUUAUGGAUGCAUGGUUGACAUCCUUGGCAAAGCAGGACUAGUUGAAGGAGCAUUGAAAUUCAUAGAGGAGAUGCCCAUUGAGCCAAAUGAUAUAAUAUGGCGGACUUUGCUUAGUGCUUGCCAAAACCAUGAAAAUUUUGCCAUUGGAGAACUCAUUGCCAAGCAUCUUAUGAGGAUGGAUUCAUGUAACUCAAGUUCAUAUGUUCUUCUUUCGAAUAUUUACUCACGUCUCGGCCUGUGGAGCGCUGCAAGCAAGGUACGAAUGACGAUGAAAAAGAAAAAUUUAACUAAAGUUCCAGGAUGCAGUUGGAUUGAACUUGAGGGAGUUGUUCAUGAGUUCUUGGUUCGGGAUAAAUCUCAUCCCUAUGUCUCUGAAAUAUAUUCUGUGUUAGAUGGUUUUGGAACAUCAAAUCUGCAAGUUAUUGAUUGUAAAUGUUAAUGUAAAUUACCACUGCACAUAUGUAAAAAUGUACAAAAGAUUCUCAACAGACGAAUUCCGUUAAAUUUAUGAUUAAUUAGCUAA
Cucumis melo (muskmelon) is the source of this 2147-nucleotide messenger RNA. RefSeq names its product pentatricopeptide repeat-containing protein At2g45350, chloroplastic. Lineage: Eukaryota; Viridiplantae; Streptophyta; Magnoliopsida; Cucurbitales; Cucurbitaceae. Gene Ontology annotation, biological process: RNA modification. The record is from RefSeq and is a predicted model, not a curated record. The coding region runs from base 147 to 2063 and encodes 638 amino acids. Gene Ontology annotation, molecular function: protein binding; RNA binding. The transcript has a single exon.